AGAGACAUUUCAGUUCCAGACGCAGUUUGAGAGCUGGCCCCCUGGAGGCAGGAAGGUGUGCGGAGACUUGUGAAAACACAGCCAGUCUACUGCUGAGGAGAACCAGGGUAAAUUCCUUUAGGUGGGUCUUAAUUAGGCACCAGCCUUUAGAGAGUUUGCACGGAGCCAUAUUGGAAAACUCUCCAGUAAGUAUGGCCACGGACCAGACGUUUUCAGAGGAUCGUGAGAAAGCCCAAGGAGCCCCCGCUGGAGGGCAAGACAGCAGCCGCGAGAGGUGGCACGUGAGCUUCCGGGCGUUUACCAGCUCGGGGAGGUCGGACCCCGUGGAGGACCUGAGGAGGCUCGGAGAGCUCUGCCAGCUGUGGCUGCGGCCAGACCUGCACACCAAGGAGCAGAUUCUGGAUGCGCUGGUGAUGGAGCAGUUCCUGAUCUCCAUGCCGCAGGAGCUCCAGGCCCUAGUCAAGGAGAGUGGCGUGCAGAGCUGCAGAGAACUGCGGGGCCUGCUGCGGAGCAGCCACACCCCCAAGAAAUGGACCAUAGUCAAUAUACAAGGACAGGAAUUUCUUGUGCAAAGUUCAGAUGUUCAGAAGGCCGACGCUGAGCCUGGGGAUGCAGAUCUUGUGACAGGCUUGUCCAAGAAGCCCCAGUCCUCUGGGAGUGAGAUACAUCCAGAGAACAGCCAGGUCAGCAGAGAGCUCCAGAAUCUGCCAGGAGUCAGUGAACCCUCAAGGGAGCAGGGACAGAACGCUCUCCUGCCCGAGACCAUUCCCGGAGAAGGUGUAGUGGUGGGUCUGAGGCUCAAGGAGAACGUGGAAAAUCUGACGGAAGACCUGGAAGAGACAAGAAUACUUAAAUCCCAAAAGCCUCCCCUUCUGAAGCAUCCUGCUUCAGUGAGGACAGAGGGUGGGAAGACUCGCCAAGAAAGAACCUACAUUAAAAGUGUGGAUGCGGACACAUCUUCCAGGCGUUUUUCAGAGAGACAAGUUUCCGCUCAGAGUGGAAAGAGAAGAGAGUCCCAGAAGACUCAAAGUCCCAAAAGGAGAAAACAGGAAGCCACCUCCAUUUCCCAAGAUGCAGCCACACAGCUUGACAAGGAAUUCUCAGCACAGCCUGUGUCGACAUCAGUUCGUCCUGUGGGGGAAAACGCCACGGGAAGGACACCAAAUGUAUGCAGCCUGUGCGAGAAGGUGUUUCGUUAUAAAUCUCAGUUUUCCAUCCACUGGAGGACGCACACGGGAGAGAGACCCUUUAAAUGCAGCAUCUGCUCCGGGAGUUUCAUGCAGACUUCGGAUCUCCGGGUUCACCAGAGAAUCCACACAGGCGAGAAGCCCUACUCCUGCGAGAUCUGCCUCAAGACGUUCACCCACGACUCCACCCUGCGGAGCCACAAGAGGGUCCACACCAAUGAGAAGCCCUACGCGUGCGAAGAGUGUGGGAAGGCCUUCAGCCACAAGGGGAACCUCAACGUCCACCGGCGCACCCAUUCUGGGGCAAAGCCCUAUGUGUGUAGCGAGUGUAGCCAUGCCUUUCGCCAGCUGGGAACUUUUAAACGCCACCAAAAAAUACAUUCGAAAGUGACUUCCCAAAGAUUUUGUUAUCAGAGCCAAGUCCCUUCUUAAGGAAGUUAAUGGCGAUUUAUCACCUAUUUUAAUAAAAAUGACAUAUCAUAAGCACUUACAAGGUUUCUGGAACACAGUAGAUGUUCCAUCAAUGUUUGUGGAGGAUCUUGGAAUGAUGACAUCUUUAUUGGAUUUCAUUUUCUGUUUUAAUUAUGUCACAUUGUUUUCCUUAUAAGGCUUUUUGGUUUAUGAAAGUAAGUCUUAUUGUCAAUAUUUCCUUAUUAAA
Hyaena hyaena (striped hyena) is the source of this 1845-nucleotide messenger RNA. Its product is annotated as zinc finger and SCAN domain-containing protein 5B-like. The transcript is spliced from 5 exons. The record is from RefSeq and is a predicted model, not a curated record. Gene Ontology annotation, molecular function: DNA-binding transcription factor activity, RNA polymerase II-specific; RNA polymerase II cis-regulatory region sequence-specific DNA binding. Gene Ontology annotation, biological process: regulation of transcription by RNA polymerase II. The coding region runs from base 192 to 1619 and encodes 475 amino acids. Lineage: Eukaryota; Metazoa; Chordata; Mammalia; Carnivora; Hyaenidae.